AUGGCCGCUCCAUCCCGAGAUGGCCCCAAGCCUCCGAUCAAUCGCCAGACAACUACACCUUUCCACCUCAAGCUUUUUUAUCGCGUCGGCAACUUCCACUCCCUGUCCGACUACAAAAUCCCUGCCCCUUCCCGCCAUCGCGGUGGCCCCCUCAGUGGGCCCAAUGCCAUUCGAGCGCCUUCUCCUCCAGCUGCUGCACCACUCCCUCACCACCUUGAGAUCUACACUUGGCAGUCAUGCACACUUCGAGAGCUUUCACAGCUUCUCACCUCUGCUUUGCCAUCAUUACUGCCUAACUCGCCCGUCGGUACUCGACUUUGUUUCCGUCUAAUCUACCCCGACGCGCGGGCCGCGGCAAUGGCUGGCCCUGAUGUCCGCGCCGGUCGCUAUGUCACCAGGGAACUGGGCAGUGUGGUCGUUGCUCCAAGGGAUAGCACGUAUCGGACAGAGAAAGAUGCGCAUGAUCUAGGAGAAUCAACACCUCGCCCAGGACCUCUCCGUUUCCAAGGUGGGGAGGCCGACAAAUCUUUGCAGGACGCACGAUUUAUAAUUGGGGACUAUGUUGAAUGCGCGGUAUUGCCGCCGCUUGAUGAUGGAUCUAUCGCACCACCUCCACGCGCUGGCCUCGGCCCUCCUCAGAUAGGAGGUGGCAUGCGCGCUUUCGGACAAAAUGGAUCGGGACGGUCGGGUCGCGGCGGUCGUGGGGAUCGAGACCGUGGGGGUCCUAACCUUCCCAUGGGUGACUGGAGGAGGGGAGAGAGGCUUCCCGAGGGAGGUACGCGAGGUGGCGGUCGACGAGGAUGGAACCCCUAUUGA
Molecule: messenger RNA, 816 nt
Organism: Penicillium verhagenii
Lineage: Eukaryota; Fungi; Ascomycota; Eurotiomycetes; Eurotiales; Aspergillaceae
Product: SAP18 family protein
Exons: 1
Coding region: 1-816 (271 amino acids)
Biological process (GO): negative regulation of DNA-templated transcription
Cellular component (GO): nucleus
Molecular function (GO): transcription corepressor activity; transcription factor binding
Source: RefSeq, a predicted model, not a curated record